Messenger RNA from Musa acuminata subsp. malaccensis (wild Malaysian banana), 1085 nucleotides. The record is from RefSeq and is a predicted model, not a curated record. NCBI's taxonomy places the organism in Eukaryota, Viridiplantae, Streptophyta, Magnoliopsida, Zingiberales, Musaceae.
UGGUUAAUCUUGAAGAAGAUAUCCUCCUCUCCCUCCUCAUGGCUUCUGCUAUCAUCUUCCUUCUCCUCUUGGCCGCGGCGGCGAUCGCCUCAGCUGUCCCCGACUUGUACAUGGUGACCAGCGGGGAGGGCCACAGCGAGCAGGUGUCCGGGCGGAGCGAGGAAGAGGUGCGUCUGCUCUACCUGGAGUGGGUGGCCAAGCACCGGCCGUCCCGCAACGCGCUCGCGGAAGAGGCGAGCAGGUUCGAGGUGUUCAAGGACAACCUCCGCUACAUCGACGCCCAUAACGCGGCGGCCGACCGCGGGGAGCACGCCUUCCGCCUUGGCCUCAACCGGUUCGCCGCCCUGACCAACGAGGAGUACCGGGCCAAGUAUCUAGGCGUCCGGGCCGCCACGUCCCGCCGGAGGAGGGCCUCAUCGGAGGGCAGCAACCGGUACCGGCUGAGGGACGGCGAUUAUUUGCCUGAUUCCAUCGAUUGGAGGGAGAAGGGCGCUGUUGUCGGCGUUAAAGAUCAAGGCAGCUGCGGGAGCUGCUGGGCAUUUUCGACGAUUGCUGCUGUGGAAGGUAUCAACCAGAUCGUGACUGGCGACCUGAUCUCUCUGUCCGAGCAGGAAUUGGUGGACUGUGACACCUACUACAACCAGGGCUGCAACGGGGGGCUCAUGGAUUAUGCCUUUGAGUUCAUCAUCAACAAUGGUGGUAUCGACACCGAUGAGGACUACCCAUACAAAGCCCGAGAUGGAACUUGCGAUACUUACAGGAAAAAUGCACAUGUUGUGGCAAUUGACUCAUAUGAGGAUGUUCCGGUUAACGAUGAGCAGUCACUGCAAAAAGCAGUUGCUAACCAACCGGUUAGUGUUGCUAUUGAAGCUGGUGGCAGGACAUUCCAGCUUUAUGACUCGGUAAAGUUGCCACAAGAUAAUGCAAUUUUAUAUUUUUACCAAUUUUCUUUGUUUAUAAAAAUUAUGUCACGGCUUAAACUACUACUUGAUCUUUCUUUGAACCGAUGUUCUAAUCCUUAUGGAAGCUUGCAGAUUUUUAUACUUCCACAUUAUGGUGACCUAGGUUGAAAAUCUUUAAUCACU